AUGCCAGACUUCAUGCACUCGAGCUCGACCGCCAAAAGUCUCCAAGACUUCGUCGAUCAGAAAAUCAUCGAUCUUGCGAAGAAAUCGAUUUUUGCUGCUAGAACUUCACUCAUAUCAGAAGCACGAAGAAAACAAUCAAAGACUGUUGAUGUAGCAAUAGAUGGGUGUUAUAAUGAUACUGAAAGAAUCGGCGUGCGUGAGGUCUUCGAACACACUCUUCUUCAAAUUCAUCAUGAACUUCCCGACGCAGUCAUCAAAAUCGCCUGUGACCAAGACGCGAAGAUUCGUGAUCCGAAGAAUACAAAUAUUUUCAUCGAUGAAGAGCGAAGUUAUCAACUCAUGAUUCCGAUGGACCACGUCGCCUUUGUUGACGAUCGAGCCCACAUCAGCAUAAAUGUCCAUGGAACUUUCCAGCGGCAUCUCAAGACUGGUUCAUCAGGAGGCGUCACAGUCGAUCCGAUGGGAUGCGAUUUCGAGCGGUUUGAGGGACUACUUUACUUUGGAAAAGACAUUCAGCUCGAGCACAGUAGUUCAUGGAUGGACGGAAGUGAAACUGUAUCGAAUUUCGUCAUGAGAGUAUAUCUUCAAAAAGACGAAGCGACCCCGUAA
Oikopleura dioica is the source of this 609-nucleotide messenger RNA. Lineage: Eukaryota; Metazoa; Chordata; Appendicularia; Copelata; Oikopleuridae. The record is from the annotation of a GenBank genome assembly.